Sphenostylis stenocarpa is the source of this 249-nucleotide messenger RNA. Lineage: Eukaryota; Viridiplantae; Streptophyta; Magnoliopsida; Fabales; Fabaceae. The record is from the annotation of a GenBank genome assembly.
AUGUACCUGAGCGUGGGAAACCUGUGUUACAGAAUGAAGGAGGAAGUAAUUUGGCAAAUAAACGACGUCGAAUCGAUUAGAACGCCGGAAGCGCCGGUGGAAGUGAGAUCGCCGGUGGCAGAAUGGAUCUCACGCCGGCGUACACGCGAAGGAAAGCAGAAAACGCUGCCGUUUCAGAAUGUCCCAGGAACUAUCUAUUACGAACUUGGGAGGAGGAUUCGGAUCCAGAAUAAUGAUGUAAUAUUUUGA